Molecule: messenger RNA, 928 nt
Organism: Linum trigynum
Lineage: Eukaryota; Viridiplantae; Streptophyta; Magnoliopsida; Malpighiales; Linaceae
Source: the annotation of a GenBank genome assembly
UAUAACUAGGUCACUCCUCCCAUUGUUCAUAAUUCAUUCACACUAUACCAUUCCUUCCUUCAUCCCAAAAUGGCUUUCAACAACGCCCAACUUCAUCAUGUUGUCGUGUUAAAAACCCAAGGGUUUCGUAAUGCCAUUGUUCACUUUAGGUAUCUUUGUUAUUUCCGUGAUCGUCCCAUAUAUCCAUCCUUCACCAUCUCACCUUCCGCAUUAUCUAAGUAUGACAUGUACAUUCCAUCUCUCCUCAUUGGACUUGGAUGGAGCUCGUUGAGCGAAGAUCAACCAUUUCUUCAAUGUCUUGCGGCCGACAGGAUGUUUUAUGUCAAUCUUCCGCGGGGACGUGGUGUUGAACCCCGUCCCUUCACCACCGUGGUCUAUAACUAUGAAGUCAUUGUCUCUCCUGAAUUGCUCGCCACCGUUCUUCCCUACCUCACUCCGGAUAUCAGGCCAGUUUUGACAGGGAGGGGAGAAGCUAGCUGCUUCGUUUUCUCUGCUGAUGGCGCUAUUGAUGGCUUAGUUUCAUCCCUGAAUCAAGCUGCAGUGACAACCAUUGAUAGUGAAAUCAAGCGAAGCAAGGAGGCUGGAAGUGGAGUGACUAUGACUCUGCUAUUGUGCAAUGAGCAUCUUGAGCUACUGGAAUAUGACGACAUAGAACCUAAUACGGAUUAUUUCAAUCUUAUCACACCCGACUCCAGUUCUGAAGAUGAUAUCUUAGACUAUGAGUUACCUCCCAACUAUCUGUUCUAGAGAUCUUGUCAUUAAGCUUAGGGGGAGCAAUAGUAAUUUGUCUAUGAUUGCUUAGUAGUGUCAAGUCUGCUUUUUUUUGGAACUCUGUUUUGAUUUGAAGUGUCAAGUAUGUUGCUUGUGUUCGUUGAAUGUCUUAGAUUUGUAGUUAUUGAGAAUUUUCAAAUAAAAUGAAAUAAGGGCU